Salmo salar (Atlantic salmon) is the source of this 798-nucleotide messenger RNA. RefSeq names its product DNA-(apurinic or apyrimidinic site) endonuclease 2-like. NCBI's taxonomy places the organism in Eukaryota, Metazoa, Chordata, Actinopteri, Salmoniformes, Salmonidae. Gene Ontology annotation, molecular function: zinc ion binding. The record is from RefSeq and is a predicted model, not a curated record.
AUGUUUGGCAUGCCAAUGAGUGACAUGGAGUUGUCAGGAGUUGAUACUUACUGCAAAGACAGUGCCACCCCAUUUGCUGCAGAGGAGGGCCUGACCGGCCUGCUGACCACCAACCACAAGAUGACCGUUGAAUGCUAUGGAGACCAGGAAGAGUUCUCCAGUGAGGAGCAGUAUGUCCUGGACAACGAGGGAAGGGCUGUUCUCACACAGCACAGGGGAGAAAAAAGACUUUUAUCAUAUGAUUUGUCCCAUGACUUUCUAUAUUUUAAGAAAUAUUUUAUGGUUAUCCCACGAGCUGACCCAGAAAAGCCUGAAUGGAAACUGUUCGAACUGCAGUUUUACAAGCUGCUUCAGUGCAGGGGGACAGGGGUUGGGUGCAGGAACCCACUACCAGUAUCUCAGGAGGCUGGGGAGACCCGAGAGUACCUGAAUCCACUGAGAGCAGGGACAAGCUCUGGAAAGAAGAGGACGUUAGCAGGAGUCAUUUGUCCCAAAAAGAGUAAGCCACUAAAGGCUGGCCCAAAGCCUCAAGGCAGCCUGUUAGCCUUUUUCAAGCCCAAAUCCACACUUGUGACUCUAACUAGGGAAGCCCCAGGGAGUUCAAGUGAAAGGGUCCUGCGUGGGCCGUCCCCAUGCCCCCCUGUGAGGUACAUGGGAACCCCGUUUACGCCGCACAGUCAAGAAGGCGGGCCAAACUUUGGCAAGCAGUUCUUUGUGUGUAACCGCCCUCAGGGCCAUGCAUCCAAUCCUGAGGCUUGCUGUAGCUUCUUUUCCUGGGUGGAUAAUAAAGGAAAAUAG